AGGUCCCGGAGAACUCACGGAAAGCGUUCGUCAGAUCUACAGCGAGCACAACUACUGUCGCCUCCCCAGCUGAGCCCGGGGGCGGCUGCUCAGGAGGCCCACGCGAGUUCCCUCCUCUCCUCGGGGCGAGGCCCCUUGUCCUCACAGAGCGAGGGAGGUGGUGAUCUGGAGCGUGCUGCAGGGGAAGCUCAGCCUGCUGAUGGUUCGCCUAGGAGGCAGUUCUGUGAUGCCUUGAGUGGGUCAUCCUUGGGCGGUGCAACUUCUGAGAGGCAGGAGGGGAGCCCUGGGCAGCUCCUCCGUGACCCAAGGACCGAAACCCCGUCCUGUGGUGCCUCACAGGAGAGGCAGAGCACAAAGCUGAAGCUUGUGGUUCCUCCAGUAAACGGUCUGUCGUGUCCUCAGGUGCAGGGAGCUGUGAUGGGUCCUGUGGGAGACAGGGUUGUGUCAGAACUCAAAGGUGUCGGUGCUCCCAUCGUACAGCUGGAUUAUCCUUGUGACCUAAAGGAAAAGUCCUCCAGCUGUCCUGCUCUUCUGCCAGAGCUGUCACCAAGUGGUAAAGAAUACCACGAGCCUGAGAUAGUGUCUAGGAUUAGAUUUAAUGGCUCUGAAACGUUGGUGGAGAAAUGUGUGGCCGAUAGUGGUAAGUCCAGAGCAGUGACUCCUGGCGUGGGGCAGGCGGUCCCUGCGCUGAGCAGCUUUGCAGAGGGGCAGGUGGAGGAGGAGAGUGGUGGCAAACUGCACCCUGAGGAGCAGGACACGGAGUCCCUGGCGAAACCCCCCUUCCACAAUGACUUUAUUUCUCAGAACAGGAUAGAUACCUCUGAAAAACUUCUGCACCUGGGGGAGAGGUGCCCCGGAGCAGAGGCAGAAAAUGCACAUCAGCCACCGAGGGAGACGCCAGAGCUGAAGACCAAGGGAGAGGAUGAAGUGCAGAGUACACACAGCGAGACGGACACCGCCUCCGACUGUGAGGCUGACGUAGCCGAUGGGAACACGGAGAUGGAUGAAGGCUUGAGGAGCAUCAGCUGCAGGGAGGUGGCUGGGAGAGACUCCUGUCAGAGCAGCACGGAGAGGUGUGACAGGAUGAGACCACCAUGCUCUGUGGAACCGGACGGCCUGGCCUGUGCUGUGGGCUGCCCCUCAGCAGUGGGUGCCAUGCCUGCGGCUCAGCGCUGGGCACCACACACGGCCUUGCCCCAGAGAGCCGAGCAGCCAACGGGUCCUGCCCAGCCCGUGGCCUCUGCAGAGACCAACAGCCCCCUGGUGAUGCAGCUGCUUAAGGGGAACCUUCCACUGGAGGAAGUUCUCCCAGCGUCUCACGCCAGCAUCAAGGUGGAAGUCACGGAGCCAGCGCUGGACAAGCAGUCAGGAGGCCUCUGAAGUUGCUAUCUGGGCAAAGAUUCUUCUCCAGACAUAGGAAUAAAGACGAGUGGCCUGAGCAGGAGCGACGAGUUCCACUCGGUGAGAUCUGCCCUAGAUCCCCAGGAGGAGUGUGGGGCAGGGGCAGCGUUCCCCAGAGCAGAGGAUGCACAGGAUCGGUCUGUUCCAGAAAAACAUUCCAAAGUUGGCUCGGCUUUAAGCUGCCAAGAUCAACUGGCAAGCGUGGCAAGUGCCUCUCGGAAGCCUGAAGAUCUGGGCCCUACAGAAAGAACAUUUUCUUCCUGUAGCUUUGGGGAGCAAAAGGAGUUGUCCAAGGUCCAUCGGGUGCCAGAGCACAGCCCGUCACCGAGCGUCAUCACAAAUAAAAGCCCGGGGCAGCUGAAGGUCCCUGCAGGGCCCCAGUUCCUGCCUCCAGCUGUACCUUCUCUCAGCCCGAACCAAACAGGAGGUGCAUCCAUCAAUAAACACUAUGUUGGAGUUCAAGGGAAAAAACUUUUUGGUUCUGGUUUUCCUUGCAACCCCGGCGUUCCC
Merops nubicus (carmine bee-eater) is the source of this 1911-nucleotide messenger RNA. RefSeq names its product putative Polycomb group protein ASXL1. The annotation marks the transcript as partial. NCBI's taxonomy places the organism in Eukaryota, Metazoa, Chordata, Aves, Coraciiformes, Meropidae. The transcript has a single exon. Gene Ontology annotation, biological process: animal organ morphogenesis; positive regulation of transcription by RNA polymerase II. The record is from RefSeq and is a predicted model, not a curated record. Gene Ontology annotation, molecular function: chromatin binding; peroxisome proliferator activated receptor binding. Gene Ontology annotation, cellular component: PR-DUB complex.